AUGCUCUACGUUCACGGUGUCGAAUAUUGGGAGCUGCUAGACGAAUCAUGUACAGUGACCGCAGACGUCUACAUUAGGAAUUUGAAGGCGAAUCUCGAAACUACACGUCCACAGCAGCACAAAGCUAAUUUCCAGCACGACAGCGCUCGGCCGCACAUUGCAAGAACGACCAAAACUGAACUAAUGAAUUGGGCUGGACAGUUCCACCACACCUACCACAUUCCCCAGACUUGGCUCUCUCGGAUUACCACCUUUUCUCUCAUCACCAUCAUCCAGACCUGCGACGACAUCAAAAUGGCACUCGAGCAGUUUUUCAAGGGCCAGCCCCUAGCGUUCUGA
Messenger RNA from Haemonchus placei, 339 nucleotides. The record is from the annotation of a GenBank genome assembly. NCBI's taxonomy places the organism in Eukaryota, Metazoa, Nematoda, Chromadorea, Rhabditida, Trichostrongylidae.